This is a messenger RNA of Arabidopsis arenosa, 1448 nucleotides long. NCBI's taxonomy places the organism in Eukaryota, Viridiplantae, Streptophyta, Magnoliopsida, Brassicales, Brassicaceae. The record is from the annotation of a GenBank genome assembly.
UAAGAGAGGCAAAACAGAAAUUUUGUUAGACGUAAUUUAAUCAUUAAGGAUUAUGGAGGGCACUUCGACAUGGAUUCUAAACUACGAAUCUACGACGCACAUCGUUGAUUACAAAAAUUCAGGAUCCUUCUCAAUAAAUAUCCAAGGAUUUGAGCAGAUUCUUAUCCGGAGUCCUAGCGGUCGUGAAACUUUGGCUCAACAAAAAUAUCUUGGAGAGAAGAAUGCAACAGUAACAAUCGAAUCCGAGAUCCCACCUGCUUUCCUCACUGGAGAAGAAAUAUGCAGUAGAUAUGUGGCUAACGUGUUGUCCAAGGAAAAUAUCAACAACUGGAUUCAGCAAAGAGUUGUUCCUAAAAUCUGCAAAGACGUGAUUAAUAUAAGUCGCCGCCUUGAAGAAGAAGAAGAAGAAGGUUUCUUGGUUGAAGCUGAAGUUGAAGUUGUUCUAGAAACAUUGUAUAGUAAUUGGUUAAGCUUCAAUGAUUACGACUCUCAAGGUGUUCUAAUACCAACAGAAGAAGAGUGCAUAAUAUGUCUAGAAGAGUUAUCAUCAUCAAGUGGUGAGAGGAGGAUCAUGAAUUUGCUUUGUUCCCACAGUUUUCAUAAGGAUUGUCUUCUCCCGUGGCUGCGACGCAAGCGUUCAUGUCCAACUUGUCGUGACGACGUCCACAAUCCUCGACUAGAAAGAAGACCACCAGGAAUGAUAAUUUUCGCUUUUGAGAGAUCUUACGAAGAAGCAAAAAUGGCGGUCCCGUUGCUUACCAAGAAGGUCGUGAAGAAGAGGUCUGCUAAGUUCAUCAGACCCCAGAGCGACCGCAGAAUCACCGUCAAGGAAAGCUGGAGGAGGCCAAAGGGUAUUGAUUCAAGGGUGAGAAGAAAGUUCAAAGGUGUGACUUUGAUGCCCAAUGUUGGUUACGGAUCUGACAAGAAGACUCGUCACUAUCUUCCCAAUGGAUUCAAGAAAUUCGUUGUUCACAACACAAGUGAGCUCGAGUUGUUGAUGAUGCACAACAGGACUUACUGUGCAGAGAUUGCUCACAACGUCUCUACUAAGAAGAGGAAGUCAAUUGUUGAGAGAGCUUCUCAGCUAGACAUUGUUGUUACCAACAGGCUUGCUAGGCUCCGUAGCCAAGAAGACGAGUGAAGAAGGAACAAGCCUACAACUUGAGAUAUUUAGUUGUUUCUUCUGUUUUGUUGCAUUUCCUUUUUUUUUGUUGUAAGACGAUUUUGAUUUACUGCUGUUUGUGUUUGGAGUGGACAAACAUGAGUUUUGGUUUUAGUAUCAAACAGAUCAAGUUAAGACUUUUGGUUAAAACUAUUUCAGAUUCAUUACUUGUCAAAGAUUGAGCCUUUUUCAUCUAGAGUUUGAUAAUUUAUCAGAGAGGGUCUUAAGUAACAUUAGUGGAUGAUUUGAAUUGUUCGAGUCUCUCCAAUGAAGUAGACAGGAAGCG